CAUCACUGAUGGGCACUGAAAGGCAGCACUCAUAUAUGGCAGUGAUGCACACUGGUAGGCGGCACUGAAAGACAGAUCAGAUGGGCACUGAUAUGUGGCACUGACAGGUGGCAUGGAUGAGUACUGAGAGCUGGCACUGAUGGACACUGACAGGUGGCGCUGCUGUGGCUACACAGAUCAUCAGUGCUUAACAGUCUGGUACAUAAAAGAGGCAUGGACGUCCACAGAAGAGAACAUUGGUGGAUGAUCGCAGGAUCU
Staurois parvus is the source of this 258-nucleotide messenger RNA. Lineage: Eukaryota; Metazoa; Chordata; Amphibia; Anura; Ranidae. The record is from the annotation of a GenBank genome assembly.